Molecule: messenger RNA, 1365 nt
Organism: Mixia osmundae IAM 14324
Lineage: Eukaryota; Fungi; Basidiomycota; Mixiomycetes; Mixiales; Mixiaceae
Exons: 6
Coding region: 1-1365 (454 amino acids)
Biological process (GO): small GTPase-mediated signal transduction; protein transport; vesicle-mediated transport
Cellular component (GO): cytoplasm
Molecular function (GO): Rab GDP-dissociation inhibitor activity
Source: RefSeq, a predicted model, not a curated record
AUGGAUGAGACGUACGACUACAUCAUCCUCGGCACGGGUCUCAAGGAAUGCCUUCUAUCUGGUUUGCUGUCCGUCGACGGCAAAAAGGUGCUUCACAUGGACCGCAACGACUACUACGGCGGUGAGAGUGCCAGCCUGAACCUCACCCAGCUGUACAAGCAGUUCAAGAAUGGCGCCGAACCGCCCAAGGAACUCGGCCGUGACAGGGACUACGCGGUCGACCUGAUCCCAAAGUUCAUGAUGGCCAACGGAGAGCUCACCAAGAUCCUCGUGCACACCGACGUCACGCGCUAUCUCGAGUUUAAGCAGAUCGCAGGCUCGUACGUCUACCGCGACGGGCGAAUCUCCAAGGUGCCUGCGACAGAGAUGGAAGCCGUCCGCUCGCCGCUCGUCGGCCUCUUUGAGAAGCGACGACUCAAGAACUUUCUGACCUGGGUCGCAAACUACAAUCCAUCCAAUCCUGCCACACAUCAAGGCAUCAAUCUCGACCAGACAUCCAUGAAAGAGGUCUACACCAAGUUUGGCCUCGAACUAGGCACGCAAGACUUUGUUGGACACGCACUUGCGCUUCAUCAGGAUGACAUGUAUCUCAACCAGCCUGUUCGAGACACGUACGAACGCAUCAUUCUCUAUACGACCUCGAUGGCCCGGUACGGCAAGUCGCCGUAUAUCUACCCACUGUAUGGUCUAGGCGAGCUCCCCCAAGGCUUCGCUCGUCUCUCGGCUAUCUAUGGCGGCACGUAUAUGCUCGAUAAGAAGAUCGACAAGAUCGAAUACGACGACAAGGGCAAGUUCAUCGGUGUCACCUCAGAGGGCGAGACCGUCAAAGCGGCCAAGCUGAUCGCUGACCCGACCUACUUCUUGCCCGAGCCGGGCGCCAAAGAAGAGUCCAAGAUCUUCGAAGAAGGCAAGGUCGUGCGCGCCAUCUGCAUCCUCAAGCACCCCAUACCGAGCACAGACGACAGCGACAGUCUGCAGCUCAUCAUUCCGCAGAAGCAAGUUGGACGCAAGAAUGACAUCUACAUCACCGCUCUGUCUGUCGUGCACUCCGUCUGUGCCAAGGAUAUCUACAUUGCCAUGGUCUCUACGAUUGUCGAGACUAGCACGCCCGAGCGCGAGCUCGAAGCAGGGCUCAAGUUGCUCGGACCCAUCUACGAAAAGUUCGUGUCGAUCGUGCCGCUGUAUAUGCCUGCUUCAUCCGGUAACCACGACGGUGUCUACAUCUCGCGGUCGUACGACGCUACCAGCCACUUCGAGACUGUCACGGACGAUGUCAAGAAUAUCUACCUUCGCGUGACGGGCAACGAGCUGACACUGAAGAAGCGAGACAACGCGGAGGAUGACGGCAUCCAGGGCUCGGCCUAG